Messenger RNA from Spodoptera exigua (beet armyworm), 2708 nucleotides. The record is from the annotation of a GenBank genome assembly. Lineage: Eukaryota; Metazoa; Arthropoda; Insecta; Lepidoptera; Noctuidae.
AUGUCAGUCCGGACGUACGAGUGGUGCUUCUCCAUGCCCCCGAGAUGCUCCAGGUGGAACACCGAGAUGAGAGACCUGACCAGGCUUGAGACAGAAGAAAGAAUAGCAGAAGUGGCGGUGUGCUGUCCAGGGUAUAAGAUGAGAGAUGUGUCCUGUGUCCCAAUCUGUCCUAAUGGGAAGACAGGACCUGGGUGCUCCGAAGACAACAAAUGGGGACCAAAUUGUAUACAUGAGUGUAAGCGGUGUAAGAAUGGCUUCUGUUCACCCGUCACAGGCGAGUGCGAGUGCUUGGACGGAUGGCAAGGUGAGAGUUGUGAUGUGAGCAUGCCUCCAACGACAGCGACGCCGUCGUUUGAAGAAAUACUAACAGCACUGACUACUAAAACAAUUCCUACAACAGCUAGAAUAACCUCUACUGUAACAACUCCUAGAACCACGGUAACAUCGCCUUCAACUACCACGACAACACCUAGUACUAUCGCAACAACACCUAGCACAAUUUCAACAACUCCUACAACCGUUGCCACAACUCCUACGACCAUUUCAACAACUCCUCCGACCGUCGCAACAACUCGAACAACAGUUGUAAUAGCUUCGAUUACUCCUGUUACUACCCCAAUGACAACUGUAGCCCCCACUACUAAAGCAACAUUACCUACUACGACGUCAACCAAAAAUUUAUUUACUGCAACGAUAGAUACUUUGGAUACAAAAGAAGACCAUCGAAAUAUCAUAUCUACGCUUACCAAAGAAACAUCAAACAUUCCUAUGGAUUACGUCAACACAACUCUUGUUACUACAAGUACUACAAAAGCUUCUAACCCAACUACGGAAGCAGUUACAGAAAAAGUCACAGUAAAACCGAUUAACAAUAAAAACGAAGUGUUAGAGUCUACCACAGAAUCUAUAAUUGUAAUAAAAAGUGCUCCAACUGAAAAUGCAAAACCAAAACCGAUUGAAGUUCUUACUACUACUGAAAUGGCAACAACUUUACCAUCAAUAACAGUAGAAACGACAGUAAAAAUGGAAACUCCGAAAAAAGAAACAACAAUUAAGCUACUCCUAACAACGGUCAAAUUCAAACCAAAGGAAAUAUGGAUAAGACCAGCUCAAAAAGGUGAAUCUCCCAUAGUAGAAACCAAACUUAAAACUACUCAUGAAUUUCCAAGGUACAGAAGUGCUAAUAAUAAUAAAGAAUUUACACCAACUGUAACUACACCAAAGACGAUAAUCGUAUCGAUUAUACCUACAUCUGUGUCUUAUACAACUUUCAAAAAGAUUGCUUUAACUUCGUCAUUUGUAUCAACCAAAAAUAGUUCAACCGUACAGUCUUAUAAUAAGACGGAGAUUGAAUCUACAAAGCCAAUGUUAACAGAAACUACGACACCGCCAAUUAAACUGAGUCCUUUGUCAAGAAAAGAUUUGUUGGCUACAUCAUAUUUCAUAAACAAUACUCUAGUAUCAAGCACUUCUGUAACUCCAAAACCGACAACUUCUUCAACUAAAUCAACUAUUAUAGUAACGAAAUCUCUGGAAACUAAGUCUAUAACUCGUAUUAAUAGAACUAACAGCAUGAUGACUGACAUUAACAAGAACGUUUCUACUUCCAUAACAACUGCUUCUUUCAAUGCAACAAGAACUUCAUUGAAAAUCAAUGAUUCAUUCACGACUUCUACUACUACUAGCACCUCUCCUAAACCUACAAGUGCGACGCAAUCCUCAACAGAGCAUACAACAAAGCACUUGAUAAAAUAUGUACUACCUAAAAAAGUUACUGCAACAACAGAUAUAAAAAAGAUUAAACCAACUACUAAUACGCCAAAAACUGAUGACAGUGAAUUUAAAAAGGCUAACGUUACUAAAAAUUUUAAUAAAGUUACAACUGAAGGACCAGCGGAUGAUGAAGAAUUUCAUAUUUUGACAGAACCUGAGCAUAUAACUGCUGUUAUGGGGGACAAAGGAACAGAGAGGUCCUCAGUAGAUCUGAUUUCGGUGAUCAGUAUAGCAGGAGGAGUGAUGAUGGCUGUCAUCACAGUAGCCGUGGUGAUUGUAAUGAUAGAAAGGUGCAAGAAGCCGAGAUACGAGGAUGUGAGGAAGAUCAAUGACAUAAGAAUGCAAGUGAUGAUUGAUAACAACGAUGUUCCGCCGCCGUACGUGAGGAGCAUCUUCCAUACUCCCUUACCAGAUCCUCCGUCCUCGGAAAAAUGUCAUUAUCAACCAAUUUCGACGUUGGAUCGAAAUUUGAAACAAUUUAUGAGACCGGUUGUGGUACAAACAAUUUCGCCUAUAAUGCUGGAGAACUUCAGAGGUAUCCUAGAAUGCCAUUACGACCACUUGCCAAGAAGAAGCCAUGAGUUUAAUACGAUUCAAGCUCGCUCAUCAAUUGCGCCAUCUAUGAACGACUGCAGUGAACUACGUCAACUUCGAGCUAGCGUAACUGAAUCUACAAUUGAAGCAUUGAAAUGUGAAGCAAAACUGGAUGUUAUAGAUAGCACAACUUCAGAACCUCUCUAUGCUGAAAUUCCAUGCUGGAGACCACCUUCUGAACAUGCUAUUGAAAUAAUGAACUUAAACGGCGAAGCCGUAACCGAAUUAUGACCGCAAUGAGUAGAUUAACGUACAAACUCAGCAAGUAGUUCUAAAAUGUUAUACUAGAUGGCGUUGUAUGAAAGUUUUAGUAUCAAUCUACCAAAGAUUUUUGUGUGAAG